This is a messenger RNA of Bactrocera latifrons, 1787 nucleotides long. RefSeq names its product probable cytochrome P450 4e1. The record is from RefSeq and is a predicted model, not a curated record. The coding region runs from base 165 to 1721 and encodes 518 amino acids. The transcript is spliced from 10 exons. Gene Ontology annotation, molecular function: oxidoreductase activity, acting on paired donors, with incorporation or reduction of molecular oxygen; monooxygenase activity; heme binding. NCBI's taxonomy places the organism in Eukaryota, Metazoa, Arthropoda, Insecta, Diptera, Tephritidae.
GCAACAUAAGUCGGUUCUGAGASGUUUUGUAACGGCGAAAACGGUGCUUAAAAGCUAAGCGCUGCGGCGACAGUACAGAAUUUGUGUUUAUUGGACUUUCUGAAAAAAGUGCUUCGGUACUAAAACAACUCAUUUACGCCGAUUUGCUGCAAAACGGCACGARUAUGUUGACGUUGUUGCUGUUUCCCCUGAUCAUUGUUGGCGUUUACGCUUAUUGGUCCUAUGUGCAGUACAAGACUGGCUGGCAUUUACUGAAAAGAAUCCCGGGUCCUUUUGUAUAUUGGAUAUUCGGAAAUGUGCCGCAGAUCGGACUAAGACCUGAAGAGCAUAUGAGACAGAUAAGACGUUGGGCACAUGACUACAACUACGGCUUGGUGCGAGUGUACGGCGGCGCUCAACCCUACUUGAUGAUUACAAAUCCCAAAACUACGGAACAAGUGCUAUCUAGUAUCGAGUUUAUAUACAAAUAUGACCCCUAUAAGUUCUUUUAUCCUUGGCUGGGCCAAGGUUUGCUCACCGCGAAUGGCAAACACUGGAUUAAUCAUCGAAAAAUGAUCACGCCCUCAUUCCAUUUUGCUAUACUGCAAGAUUUUCUUAAAAUUAUGAACGAAACCACCGAUCGCUUCGUGGAGCUGCUCACGGGUUUUGCAACGAAGGUGGAAAUGUUCGAUUUUCAAGAAGUCGUCACACGCUCCACGAUUGAUGUCAUAUGCGAAGCCGCCAUGGGCACAUCAGUAAAUGCCAUACAGGGUCCCACGUCUCCAAUAGUACCUGCGAUUGCUGACAUCUGCGAUGUGAUGCGCCAACGGAUCUUUAGCGCUUUAAAUCGUUUCGAUUUCUUCUUCGUUUGGACCAGAGGAUAUCAGAAACAGCAAAAAGCCUUAGCGAUCUUGCGUAAAGAAUUUUCCCAGAUCAUUGACAAACGGCGUGAGAUGCUGAAGACGCUUGACCAAAAUAAGCUGAAAUUGGAUGUAGAUGGCAAACGUCCGAAAAUGGCAUUCCUUGAUAACUUACUAACAGCAGAAGUAGAUGGCAAGCCUCUGACAUUCCAAGAUAUAUUUGAGGAAGUCUCCACAUUUAUGUUUGAGGGCCACGACACCACUGCCAGCGCCAUAGGCUUCGCCAUUUACUGUUUGUCACGGCAUCCAGAAGUACAGCGCCGCGCCUACCAAGAACAAUUUGCAAUUUUCGGCAAGGAUCUUAAACGUAACCCAACUUUUCAAGAAUUGAGUGACAUGAAGUAUCUGGAGCUGAUUAUUAAAGAGACGCUGCGACUGUUUCCCAGUGUGCCAUUCAUUGUGCGUACUUUGUUGGAGCAAACUGAAAUCGGCGGUUUUCAAAUUCCCCCAGGUACCUCGCUCGGCUUUUGUAUUAUAGCAAUGGGUACUAAUCCCCAACACUUUCCGGCACCGUUUGAGUUUAAGCCGGAACGUUUUGAAAAUCGCAACAGUAGUAAUCCCUACGACUAUAUACCGUUCAGCGCGGGUCCGAGGAAUUGCAUAGGUCAAAAAUUCGCCAUGAUGGAAUUGAAAGUAACUCUUUCGAAGAUCAUCCGACACUUCAACAUAUUGCCGGCAGUGGAUGGACUAUCCACAGGCAUACAUAACCCCGCAGAUCGCGGUGACAAGAUUGACAAUCCAUAUGAUGCGCGGCUGGGCUUCUUUCUAACCUUAAAAUCUGUUAACGGCUUGUAUAUACGUCUGAGACGCAGAAUUUAUUGAGCACACUUUAUUUAGAUUUUAAURAUUUUACAGUUUUGCUAUAAAAAUAAAUGCUUAAUGAAAAUA